AUGGCCACCGUCCGGUGGCCACGGGUCCUAAGCCCCAGUUACCUCUCCAUGCUUAUUCGGCAGCAGAAGAACCCACUUGACGCCCUCCACCUUUUCAACUGUGCUUCUCUUCGUUACCCUUCCUAUCGCCACAACUCUGCUGUCUACUCCGCCAUGGUCGACGCCCUCUCCUCCCCGCUUCGUCCUCACCUCCUACUUUCCCUCCUUCACCAAAUGUCUCUCGACUCAUCACCCGCUCGUGAUCCCGUCUUCUCCCGCGCCAUCCAAGCACUCGACCACGCCAAUCACCACCUUGACGCCGUCUUCGUCUUCCGGCGCCUCAUUCCCCUAUCGAACUGUCCCUCCUCCCCUCUCUCCCUCCUUUCUCUUCUCAACCUUCUCCUUUCCCGCGGUCUCCUCCGCUCCGCCCU
Messenger RNA from Phalaenopsis equestris, 410 nucleotides. RefSeq names its product pentatricopeptide repeat-containing protein At1g05600-like. Lineage: Eukaryota; Viridiplantae; Streptophyta; Magnoliopsida; Asparagales; Orchidaceae. Gene Ontology annotation, molecular function: protein binding. The record is from RefSeq and is a predicted model, not a curated record.